AUGCCUCCCACAAAAACUCGCGCCGAGUCCCUAAUGUUGCAAAACCAAUGCCUUGAUGCCCUCCACGAACUGUUCCCGGAAGCUGACGUCGGGGAUUUACGCUAUCGUAUCAACUCCAAAUUCCAAGAACACGCCGAACUUUCGGAACAGCUCAAAAUGCUACUCGAACACUCACAGAUGGGCCGCAAGCUGAAGAAACGGAUCGGAAAUAAUGAAACUCUUCAGCCCUGGGAAAUGUUUCGAAGUAGUGAAUAUAUCAAAGCUGUUGAAUACCAUCUAAAGUCGUGGAGACACAAGAUAACGUCUUGGAUCUUCCUCCGCCCCAAGCCAGAGGAACCAAGAGCUAUCCCCAAGUUAGGCCCUACCGGCUGUGCAGAGCUGGAUGAAGAGCUGUGGGAGUUAAAUGCACCAAGCCGAAAGGAGCAAGCGGCUUCUGAUCUUGCUCUUGCCAGAGUUGUGAAUGAAAGGGAAUACAAGGAAUGUGAUGCCUUGCUCGAAUGCGAGUGCUGCUUUGGUGACUACGCCUUUGAAACCAUGGUUGCUUGCUGUUUUGGACAUCUAUUCUGCCACAGCUGCGUCUUCAACGCCGUGAAUGAAGGCAUAUACGGCCAGACAACAAGUUUGAUGCGGGAAAGGGGUACCAUACGGUGUCUCUCCUCCGUAGCAGAUCCACCAUGCGAUCAGCACGUGCCCCUAGAUUUGGUUUUGCAAGCUCUUCCGGUGGAAACCAUACGUGCUAUGGAGGACAGGUUCAUAGAGGAUGACAUAAUUCAUUCUGGUCUCCCCAUUGCUAAGUGUCCCUUUUGCAUGUACGCAGAGACGGACGAAGUGCCUGACUGGACGGUCCGCAAAGGGGCUACGUACACAACGAUAGCCCUAGGAUUGUUCGUAGCGUCCGCAAAUUUUUUAUUAGUCCUAUUCCUUGCCUUUGCAGUGCUGUUCGCAUUGAGUUACAUCUAUCUACUCGAAGUAGUUUCAGCUCCAAAUGCCCUCUACUUUGAACAUGUUAUAUCGACGCUGAUAAAUCGGGCCGUUAAACAGAAACAUGAGAAGACGCGUGGACAGGUAUUCCAGUGUAAAAAUGAUUCGGAAACAUGUGGAAGGAAAAGCUGCCGAAGCUGCCGGAAAGAGUGGAGAGCAUUUCAUAAAUGUUUUGAGAACGAAGAAGAAGCCCUCAGGAUAUGUGUCGAGAAUGCAAUGGCCGCUGCUAUAAAACGUACAUGUCCAACAUGUGGUACUUCCUUUGUGAAAUCAGACGGAUGCAAUAAGUUAACGUGCGUCUGUGGCUACGUGAUGUGUUAUAUAUGCCGGGCAGACCUUAAGGGCAUUGGAUACAAACACUUUUGUCAACAUUUCCGUCAAGUUCCAGGUACGCCCUGCGCCGAGUGCGACAGGUGUGACCUUUAUGUCCAAGAAGAUGAGACUUUGGUUUUAAAAUCGGCAGGCGAGCAGGCACAAGCUGAGUGGUUAUCGAAAAACCCAGGGGUCACUGGCUGGAAACCUCCGCAGCGUCAAGUAAUUGCGGGCUACACUUUGAAGGCGAAUAGACGUGAUGCCACAUCUGCUGUACAGGCAUUCAGAGAGCAGUCGCAGUCGAUCAAAGAGGUUUUAGAACAAUUUCUUUCUCGGGUGCUCGAGAAGUUUAUCGAGUUAAAACUAUAA
Messenger RNA from Orbilia oligospora ATCC 24927, 1662 nucleotides. RefSeq lists its product as uncharacterized. The coding region runs from base 1 to 1662 and encodes 553 amino acids. The record is from RefSeq and is a predicted model, not a curated record. The transcript is spliced from 3 exons. NCBI's taxonomy places the organism in Eukaryota, Fungi, Ascomycota, Orbiliomycetes, Orbiliales, Orbiliaceae.